GGUAAUCCAGCCUCCUCUCCAAAAAGCGACAAUAUAAGCAUCGGCAGCUCGGCCUCCCGCAACGCGCCGCACGGCAACCACCAGACGUACACGCGCGCAGAGAGCAAGACGAGCAUCACCAGCGCCACCUACAUGGGGGGACAACUGAGCGCCACGGAGAGCAGCAGGGGAGACGACCUGCAUGACGAGACGGACUCGGAGAGGUCGAGCACCUAUGCAUUCAGCCGUGAGGGCUCCACGCGGUCCGUGGGAAAGGCCAGCCUGGGCACGGAGGAGGAGCUGGACAACAUCGACAUGGCCAUCAACCGCUACGUCAAGGCCUCGCACGCCGUGGACGAGGAACAGCUGUCCUCCCCCGACAGCGAAGGAACCUCGCUGGGUCUGCUUGAGUUCUCUCUACUUUACGACUCAGUCAACAACGCCCUCCACUGCACCAUCACGGUCUGAAGGCGAUGGACUCCAAUGGUCUGUCCGACCCAUACGUCAAACUUCAUCUUUUGCCAGGCGCAAACAAGUCGACCAAACUGCGCACCAAGACGAUACACAAGACCUUGAACCCAGAGUGGAACGAGUCGCUCACCUACUACGGGAUCACGGAGGAGGACAUGAUCCGAAAAACUCUGAGAUUGUCGGUGUUGGACGAAGACGCGUUCGGCUUUGACUUUAUCGGAGAGUUCCGACUGCCGCUGAAGCGAAUCAAGCCCCAUCAGACCAAGAACUUCAGCGUCUACUUGGAGAAGCAGCUGCCGAUGGAGAAGGACGAUGACCUGAUCCAGAUCCGCGGCAAGUUGCUUCUGUCUCUCCGCUACGCCACGGCCAAGCAGACACUGUUUGUGCGCGUCAUGCGCUGUGCCGAGCUCGCCGCCAUGGACUCCAACGGCUACAGCGACCCUUACGUCAAAGUGUACCUGAAGCCAGACAAGGACAAGAAAUCCAAAUACAAGACCAUGGUCAAGAAGAGGACCCUGAACCCAGAGUUUAACGAGGAGUUCCAGUACGAGAUCCGCCACAACGAGCUGGCCAAGAAGACGCUGGAGAUCACAGUCUGGGACAAAGACAUCGGUCGUACAAACGACUUUAUCGGCGGCGUUCAGCUGGGCAUCAACUCCAAGGGAGAGCGCCUCAAGCACUGGUUCGACACGCUGAAGAAUCCCGACCGGGAAUACCGCCGCUGGCACGUGCUCUCAGCGGAACUGACACCCGAGGUUUAUACCUAGGCGUGCUGUGUCACCCCACACACACGCACACGCACGUCUCUUGUGCUAGAUCUAGUGAGUGUUGUCCGCACGCUUGUAGUGACUCGUGUGUAGUAGCCCGCGUUGUUGCGCAGGUGGCGGCCGGUUUGUGUGAUCCUGGAC
Aplysia californica (California sea hare) is the source of this 1358-nucleotide messenger RNA. RefSeq names its product rabphilin-3A. Gene Ontology annotation, molecular function: small GTPase binding. Gene Ontology annotation, cellular component: membrane. The record is from RefSeq and is a predicted model, not a curated record. Gene Ontology annotation, biological process: intracellular protein transport. NCBI's taxonomy places the organism in Eukaryota, Metazoa, Mollusca, Gastropoda, Aplysiida, Aplysiidae.